Molecule: messenger RNA, 857 nt
Organism: Drosophila persimilis
Lineage: Eukaryota; Metazoa; Arthropoda; Insecta; Diptera; Drosophilidae
Gene: Osi14
Exons: 3
Coding region: 1-810 (269 amino acids)
Source: RefSeq, a predicted model, not a curated record
AUGAAAGUGUUUGCCAUCGCUUGUGUUACCCUCUUGGCGGCCGCCAGCUGUUCCUGGGCCGCUCCCAGUGUCCAAGACAACAGAAUCGAAAGUGAUAACACGCUCAGCAGGGCCGCCCGCUAUCUGGGUGCCUGUUUGGAGAGCGAUGACAUGGCCACCUGUCUGGCUGUCAAGGGCAUCACUGCCCUGAACCGUGCCGCCAGGAGCAACAACAUUGAGCUUGCCAGCGGUGUCACCUUCCAGAGAGAUCCUGCCAGUCCCGUACAGCGCAAUGGCAAGUCCCUCAGCGAACAGGAUAUCUAUGCGGAGCUGCCCCAGAACGCCGAGGAUCGCAAUGGACGCUUGGUCGAUCUAGCCAUUUCCAGCAUGACCGACUUCUUGACCACCCACAACUUGGAGUUCAAGCUGCCCUCGGAGACUACCCAGCAGGUGGCUCGCGCUCUGGAUGAAGGUCGUGGCAAGAUCAAGAAGAUGAUUGGACCCAUUGCCCUGGCUAUUGGCGCCAAACUGUUCGCCGUCGUUCCUUUGGUCCUCGGAUUCCUCGCUCUGCUAACCUUCAAGGCCGUGAUUGUGGCCAAGCUUGCCUUCUUCUUGGCCAUCCUGGUUGGCGGCUCCCGUCUUCUGGGCGGAUUUGGUAACAAGUUCGGCGGUAACGCCAUCGGCGGCGGUUACAGCUCGAACGCCUGGUCUGCCCCUGCCAGUGCUGGCUGGAGCUCGGGUGCCUCUUCGUCCUAUCCCUAUGCACGCAGCAUCAACGAGGAGCAGGUCGAUGCCCAGGAGUUGGCCUACGCCGGACAGCAGCAGCAGUAAGCAGUCAGGAGUCAGGAGAGUAGCCGUGGAUGCCGUUGGUGCCACUA